Molecule: messenger RNA, 2407 nt
Organism: Patiria miniata (bat star)
Lineage: Eukaryota; Metazoa; Echinodermata; Asteroidea; Valvatida; Asterinidae
Exons: 5
Coding region: 537-2060 (507 amino acids)
Molecular function (GO): protein binding
Source: RefSeq, a predicted model, not a curated record
AACUUGAAUCGAAUUGCGUGUUGGAUGCCAACUUUAAGCAAACUGUUUCCAUAAUCAGCACCGCGUGGGUGUUUUAAAAGGGUUGACAUUUAAUGUCUAAUGCAGGAAAAAUACACGAGAAGAGCUUUACAAUGGUCUCUUCACAGAUGCUACUUCCAGAUACGCGUUAUGUAGGCCUACUCCAACCCAUUUUCGGGGGUAUCUGAAUAAAAAUGAGGGCGGUAUCAUGGCAUUAAGUUGCUGACCGCAUUUGGGAACAACAUGUUGACUUGUUUGUUGUCAAUAAUCGUUUGUGUUUGAAAUCAUCGGUCCAUCAGCUGUGCGUCCUUAUCAGAAUGUCAAAGUCCAACAUUGAUUCUCUCACACAGCCAGUAGCAAAAACAUGCCUUGCACAAGUACAGUGAACUAGCAUUCAUUACAUUAUACGGUCAUUUAUAGUCAUUCUCUACAAUGAUGAAUUCUUGCGCUUGUUUCUUUCCAACUGACCCGAGUUUUUGAAAGUCCAUUUUGUGCGACUCAAUAGUUACGAUGCCAGCAUGUGUGAUUUACCGUGGUACCGUACUUCUUUUCAGCUGACCGUGGCGGUGCUGAUAGUGACCCAGGGGUGCGAGGCCAUCGUAUACAUGCAGUCUCAAUGUGGCCAUACUGUGACGUCACAUGGUGACGUCAUCAUCUCGCAGACGUCGCUGUACUACCAAUCUAGAACGGAAUGCUCACUAAAAUUAGUGGCACCGGACAGCCGCCAGAAAGUCAGGCUAAAGUUCAAGGAUCUCGACAUAACAUCAGACGAUUCAUGCAAACAGAAUUUCCUGGAGGUUCGUGGCGCAGCUAAAACCCAUGCAACACAUGGAGGCCGAGGGCGUGUAUUAUGUGGGCGGGUAGCUCCACGUGAUGAUGUGACGUCAUCGGGGGCGUGGCUUGAGCUCGAGUUCAAGUCCGACGGUGCACAGCACGGCAGAGGUUUUCGCGUGGUUUUCACUGCGAUCUAUCAAGGUACUUCGUGCACCGAGCCUGGGAUGUUCAAAUGCGCCAACGGGGACUGCAUUUCAUCACGUCUGAGGUGCGAUUCGGUGGAUCACUGCGGAGACGGAUCGGAUGAGGCGCAGACUGCGUACGCCACGUGCACAGAUAUUUACGGAGGUGCUGCAAUAUCCACAUACGAAUUGAACCUUGCAAAGACUGUUUUCAGCACCGUGGGUGUUCUGUUUACUGGUCUACUCCUUGGAGUGAUACUCUGGCAAAGCUGUGCUUACAUAUGGCAAAAGUGCCGGCAAUCCAAACCACCCCAGAGGGAGGAAGUUUCAUUAAUGGAAAACAGACAUGAUGAUUCGACGCUGGAAGUUGAUACACAGAUUGUUGAUCGAGAUAUAAGCAAUAACGACUUUUUCUAUUCAAAUGACAAAGGACAGAUUUCAGAGGCAUGUAGCAGGGAGGAAGAGCAGACGACAGAAGAGCACAAAAUUGAGAAUAAUACAACAAAUAUGACUUUGGGAAGAUUUAGCGUGCAAAAAGUUCACAGUAGCAAGGCUAAUGAGAACACUAUAGAACAUGAUGUAAAACAAAAGGAUAGAGACAAUAGUCAAAAAAGUGUGUCCAUUGAGGGGGGAGAAGCAACAAGUGGAAAAGCUGAGAAUGAGCCUCGGAGGGUUAGCAUUGGACGAUUCAAUGUACAGAAAAUUCAAGACCACACUACCAGCAAAAACAGCAACUUGCAAUUUCCUGUCACAUCUUUUGCCAUCACCGACCCUACAAAGAGUAUCAAACGACCUAAAGUCGGCUUUGUCUUGAACACAGGGGGCAAGGACCUGGACAGACGCAUGUCAAAAGUCAAAUUUGUGCUCCACAAUGAAGAUGACACUUCCUCCCCCAACUCCUCUGUGGCCCAGACACCCUCAAUGCGACAGGGCUCAAUCCUGAAGAAGGACCCAAAGUACCCCGAUCUCCAAAGCUACAAGUCCAAACUCACUCUGAGUUUUAGGAGUGAGCCAAGUUCCUCUGAUGACGAAUUAUCGUCUCAGUGGAGUGAUACAACAAAUGACACUGAUGCGAGUAAUGAUUAAGUUCUUUGGAAUGAGGAUGCCGAGAUAAGACUGUGACUAGCAUCAUAGACAAGUUGGAGUACACAUUACAGAACAAUGAGUGCCUGAAAAGUUUCCUUUUAAGUGUCACUAUGCCAGCCACAGUUAUUAACAUUUUCAGUUUAAAUAAAUCAACCAAAAAUAAGGAUUAACAUAAAGUUGGACUUGGUAUUGUUUUUUCCAACUGUUAUUGUUGAUUAUGAGACAUAUAAUGAGAGGCUCUCUCAUCCGUGUGUAACUUUUCAUGAUAUCAAUCAGUUUUUGAAAGGAUAUGUUCAAAAUUAACAGCUCCCUUGACACGGUGGAUCAACAUUUUUGUUGUCGUCAAG